This is a messenger RNA of Colletotrichum paranaense, 1254 nucleotides long. RefSeq names its product epoxide hydrolase. Lineage: Eukaryota; Fungi; Ascomycota; Sordariomycetes; Glomerellales; Glomerellaceae. The transcript is spliced from 4 exons. The coding region runs from base 1 to 1254 and encodes 417 amino acids. Gene Ontology annotation, molecular function: epoxide hydrolase activity. The record is from RefSeq and is a predicted model, not a curated record. Gene Ontology annotation, biological process: epoxide metabolic process.
AUGUGUGAUAUCAAGGAAUUUAGGGUCGACAUUGCACACGAAGAAGUUAGGCGCUUGCGAAGUAAACUUGAAGAGUUCAGACUUCCGAGUCGUUCCGAAUGCCGUGAUGCUGACCAGAAUUUUGGAGAUUGGUACUCCACGGCGACAUUCCUCCAAAGUUGUUGGCUCAACGACUUUGACUGGUACGAGGUUCAGAGCCACAUGAACGAGGUGCCGCAGUACUUGGCCACAGUUGAAGACCUUACAAUACACUUCACCCACGCUCGAUCGCAGAGUCCUGAAGCAAUUCCCCUGCUCGCCAUCCAUGGCUGGGCUGGGACGUUCUGGGAGUACAGUCAAAUCUGGCGUCCGUUAUCUGAUCACGCCAACCUUGACGAUCCAUCUUUCCACAUCGUGGUACCAAGCAUGCCAGAUUUCUGUUGGUCCUCUUCCUCAAAGCAGGCUAGCUGGAAGCUUAAGGACAACGCACGUGUUUUUGACACGCUCAUGAAGAGCCUUGGGUACAACGAGUACAUGGUCCAGUGUGGCGAUUUGGUUCAUGCUGUAGGCCGUGAGCUUGGUGCAAAAUACACUGACUCCUGUAAGCUUCUGCACUGCAACUAUGCUUCCAUUCCGCUACCAGAUGAUACCCAGCUCUCAGAACGCGAGAAGGAGGACUUCCGCAAAUAUGGAAACUGGGUACAGCGCCAUAGGGGGUUUGACGUCACCGCCAGAAUCCAACCUCAAACAAUUGCCCUAGCAUUGCAUGAUAAUCCUAUGGGAAUACUCAUGUGGGUUCUUGAAAAGUACCAGGUCGUCGGUCACUCAGAGCCCCGGAACAAUCCCUUGUGGACCAAGGCCAUUCUGACCACCGCUUCUCUGUACUUUUUCACCGGAUGUAUCAUGUCCUCGGUCAUGCCAUACUACAAUCCUCCGACUUGCGAGAAGUUCUCGGAUCUUCCGAUAGACGAAGACAAUAGAAUCAAGGUGCCAUUUGGGUUCAGCUCCUGUUCCUGGGAUACGGACGAAGCCUCCAAAAGAGCAAUGAGACGAUCAGUCGAGCAGAAUGGGAACCUGGUCUUUUACAGAGAACGCAAUGACGCAGGUCAUCUCGCUGCUCUACAGCAGCCAGACGGAUUGGUGCAGGACAUACGAGACUUGGCUAAAGAGAUGUGGGGAAAGCAGCCGAAAGGUGAAAGUCCCAGUACCUUCGGAGGGUUGAAACUCUCGUUCAAUCCAAUUGACUCACGAGUUCGGCACGAGUAUCGUACUUGA